CUGUCGCGCGCAUUUAUCUGUUGGAAGCGUCAAAGGCGAUCAUCCCCUAGCCGUCGAGCAAACCACGGCUCGCAUCUUCCCCCGCUUCUCCUCUCCCGCUACUCUUUCUACGCUCUCUGCCUCUUCUUCUUCUUACUCUCUCGUGCAGUGUGCGCGCUCGCUCUCUCUCUCUCGUUCGUUCGCUCUCUCUCUGCACGAGGCUCAGCGCUCUCUCGCCAUCCCAUCCAUCGCAGAUACUUCUCGGCGGCGGCUUCUUCACUCCGCCCGCACUUAACGGGGCGAGCGUCGGACUCGGUUAACCCAUCGACAAAAAACGGGGAGAGGGGGGGAGGGCCAUUAUUAGAUAGGCAAUAGGAAUAUAUUAUUUUUAAUUUUUGUUUACUUACUGUUAUUCGGUUUGUUGCAACAACAACAAAAACUAUUCUGCGAACGGAGGCUGCCUUCUUUAUUUCCGUUGUCCCGUUCUCUCGUCUCUCCUCCGCGUCUUUCUCACCAUCUCCUCCGCGCUCUCGUCGCGAAUUCAUAGCAAAUCAUCGUCGUCGUUAUUGUUGUUUACUAUUCUCAAGUUAUUAUAUAUAUUUUUUUAGAAUCGAUCUUCAUUCGUAGUUGUUGUUUUUGUUUGCGAACGCGCUCAACGGACGUUUGCGCGUCUCCGUAACGACAGAAGUUGUAUUCUUAUUAUUAUUUAGAGAUAUAAAGAAGGUGCUGGUGGGGGGGGAGGGGAGAGGGUGAAGCGUUAGAGAGAUCGCGAGAACAACACCGCGGCGGUGUAAAGUCGGCGUAGUUGAUGAAGAAGCCGCGAGAGGGAACUUACCGAAGCGUCGACUUAAAGUGACUGCGAGACGCCGCGGUCUCUCUUCCUUCUCGCACCGCUCCGAAGGUAGCGGAUAGCCUCAAAGCGACAGCUCUCGUAUCUCCCCCCCCUCUCCACCCACCUCCCGUCCUCUCUCUCUCCCUCCACUCUCCUCUCCCGUCUGUUCGCAUCGACGGAAGGUUCAAACAGAAGAUAUAUAUCGAGUGCGCGGCGCACGACACGCAGCCAGCCAGCAUCGACAGCCAGCGAACGAACCGCACGACCAUAAGAGACACCCCCCCCCGCCGCCCGCCCCUUACGCACCACACGCACGCGAACGCUGCAGACACUCACACGCGCUCACACGCCAGCACACACACACACUCACGCUGCUCUCUCGCCACAGCACACACACACCCACCCACGACGCAGCGCACACGCCAGCACCCGCACUCACUCGGGCUUCUCCCGAGCGGCGCCGAUCGAGCGCCACCGCACGCGAUGCUUCUCGAGGCGGCGCCCCAGUACCCGUCCUUGGGUCUGGGCUUCGGGCCGGCGUCCGUGCGCCAUUACGCAGCUGCGUCCGGCGAGUCGUGCGAGCGCGACUCGGCGGCGAUGGACGGCUACGGAGACACCGCGGCGCUCAAGCUGGGCUCGGAGCUCGGCGCCGGGCAGCCGUCGGCGUUCGUGUCGCAAGCGUCGGCCGGCUACUCCGCGGCCAUCGGCGCUCACGGACCCCACGCGCACCCGGCGCCUGUGGGCUCGUACGGAGCGGCCGCGGCGGCUGCCGCUGCGGGCUUCGGCGCCUCGGCCGCCAAUCGCUCCGACUUUCUCUUCCGCAACUGCGGCUUUGGAGACGCGGCUGCCGCGGCGGCUGCGGCGGGCGGUCCCGCUCAGCACGGCGUCUUCGCCCCCACGGGCAGCUUCUCCGGGCAGCAGGCUCUGGACGCCGCCGCGGCCGCAGCCGGACACCUCCUCUUCCCGGGACUGCACGAGCAAGCGAGCGCGGCUCAGCAUCCCCACCACCCGCACCACCACCCGCACCACCACCACCACCCGCACCACCACCCGCACCACCACGCGCACCACCACUCCUCGAACGCGCACUUGCUCGGCGGGCAACUGCGCCUCGGCCUCGCCAAUGACUCCUACGGACGGGCCGAUCGCUUCGGACAAGUGUCCGGCGGACGAGGAGACCCCUACGCGGCUGCGGCUGGGGCGCCGCUGCACGGCUACGUGAAUAUGGCCGCGCAUCAUCACCACCAUCAUCAUCACCCGGCGGCCGGAGCGGGCGCCUUCUUCCGCUACCUGCGCCCACAGCUAAAGCAGGAGCUCGUGUGCAAGUGGAUAGAGCCGGAGCUGGUGAAGAAGCAGCCCUGCAACCGCGUGUUCAGCACCAUGCACGAGCUGGUGACGCACCUGAGCGUGGAGCACGUGGGUGGGCCCGAGCAGGCCAACCACGUGUGCCACUGGGACGAGUGUCCCCGCGAGGGGAAGCCCUUCAAGGCCAAGUACAAGCUGGUGAACCACAUCAGGGUGCACACGGGCGAGAAGCCCUUCCCGUGCCCCUUCCCCGCCUGCGGCAAGGUGUUCGCUCGCUCCGAAAACCUCAAGAUCCACAAGAGGACGCACACAGGCGAGAAGCCGUUCAAGUGCGAGUUCGAGGGCUGCGACCGCCGCUUCGCCAACAGCAGCGACCGCAAGAAGCACAUGCACGUGCACACGUCGGACAAGCCCUACUUCUGCAAAGUGUGCGACAAGUCGUACACGCACCCCAGCUCUCUGCGCAAGCACCUCAAGGUUCACGAAUCAACCCCGCAGGGCUCGCAACCUUCCCCAGCCACCAGCUCGGGCUACGAGUCAUCCACGCCGCCCUCCCUCGUCUCCCCCGCCGGCGGCGAAGGGGCCGCCGCCGCAAACGCCGGGGUGCAGCAGCAGCAGCAGCAGCAACCUCCAGGGGCAGUCGUGGGGGGAGGAGGAGGUGGUGGAGGAGGGGGGCCGCCCCCCUCCCACCAGUCGUCGCAGCCCACCCAGGUCCCUGGCUCCCACACGGGCGUACCCCCUUGUCCCGCCACCCCCUUCUUUUCGGCCAACUUUAGCGAGUGGUACGUCUGAUCCCGACGCCGCCGACGCCGCCGCCCAACGGGAGAGAGAGCGAGGGAGACGCGGAGGCUCGCGGGCACCCGGCAUCGCUUGCCGUGGGGUUGGCCCCGAGGCACCAACCCGCUGUUCCCCUGUUCCGCUUCGCUCCGGCUUUCUUUUCUCUCCUUCAUAACCAUCACCCCCCCCCCCAUCACGCUCCUCCGCCAUCCCCCCCCGUUUCUCCUUCCCUACCCCCGAUAUUUGCUUUAACAAGGGCUCUGGGAAUUGGACUGGGAACGCGCACGUAAUGAUCAUUUGCAAACAUGCCCGGCGCACUGCAAUUACCGCUACUAAGGCUGCCUCCUGCCUGAUUACGUUUGCAAUGAGUCCUUCGCCGCAGUUGUUGCGAUUACUAUUAUGAUUUUUCAUUUUACGAGCCAAGUGAGAGAGAGAUAUUGGGGAGAGAGAGAGAGAGACGCGGUAGGAGGAGAAAACGGGGAGGGGGGCAAGCACGCCGUCGGGCAGUGAUGCGGUGCGCAAUGGGGUUGUGGGCAAGGAUGGUGGCACAGUGGCGGUGAUUAAACGAAGAAAUUCAUCUCUGCCAACCCAUCAUACCCCCCCCCCCCUCUCUCCAAACUCAUCCGCUCAACUUCAUGAGCCCCCCCUCCCUGCCCCCGAAUUUUCACCACCACCCCCAACACCCUCACCACCUCUCUCCCUUCACACGGAACACUGGAACGUAUUAAUUUAAUUGACUGGAGUAUUUAUUUUUUCGAGUGUACAUAACUGUGCUGUAAAUUGUCCGCGAUGGGCAUAACGCCCUAUAUACUAUUGCAGUGACACUAUUUGUUUGUCGUACUAAGGAUUGUUUUCUUUUUAUUUGGGUUGGGGGGUGGGGGGCGGAGAUGGUUUAAUUUGACGUUUAGAGGGUGCAGAGUUUGAUUUCAAACGUCGUUAAUGUCGCUGUUGUGUGUCGCUGUCGAUUGUUGAUGUUGCUGUUGAUGUUCAUGUUGCUAUAAUAAUUAUUAAUAUUAUUUUCACGUGCGGAUGUGAAUAUUUGAUGUGCUUUUUUGGGGGGGGGCGGUGGGGUGGGUGGGUGGGUGGGUGGGGGGCGGAUGGGUAUACUUUUCCCCCAGGAAUGGAUCUUGACAUUUUAUUGUUCCUUGUUUUGUAAAAGAUAACUAUAUAACUGUAAUGUUAAAGGAAACAAAAAAAAAACA
Messenger RNA from Lethenteron reissneri (Far Eastern brook lamprey), 4095 nucleotides. RefSeq names its product zinc finger protein ZIC 1-like. The record is from RefSeq and is a predicted model, not a curated record. Gene Ontology annotation, cellular component: nucleus. Gene Ontology annotation, molecular function: RNA polymerase II cis-regulatory region sequence-specific DNA binding; DNA-binding transcription factor activity, RNA polymerase II-specific. NCBI's taxonomy places the organism in Eukaryota, Metazoa, Chordata, Hyperoartia, Petromyzontiformes, Petromyzontidae. Gene Ontology annotation, biological process: regulation of transcription by RNA polymerase II.